Molecule: messenger RNA, 772 nt
Organism: Tigriopus californicus
Lineage: Eukaryota; Metazoa; Arthropoda; Copepoda; Harpacticoida; Harpacticidae
Gene: Alr
Product: FAD-linked sulfhydryl oxidase ALR-like
Exons: 2
Coding region: 111-692 (193 amino acids)
Cellular component (GO): mitochondrion
Molecular function (GO): flavin adenine dinucleotide binding; flavin-dependent sulfhydryl oxidase activity
Source: RefSeq, a predicted model, not a curated record
CUCUCUCCGCAAUGUUUGACUUUGAAAUAUCGUCAACAUUCAUUGCAUCAUUUUAAUGUUGCUCAUGCUUUCACGUCUAUUGCUUUAAUUUUUUAGUUUUAGUGAAAAGAAUGCCACGUCCAAGACAUUCCUAUGAUUUGGCCGAUGAGGGCAACGAACCUUCCACCUUCUUUCAAGCUCAAAGUGCCAAAACAUCAAAUCAAGGGACUCUAGGUCCAGAUGGAAAACCAUGUCGAACCUGUACGGAUUUUAGGUCUUGGAUGAAGAAGGCUGGAAGUUCCGCCAGUUCCAACCAAGGUCGGCCUUUAUCCAUCAGUGAAGAACAGGCUGCUUACAUUGAGAGGGAUUUGAAAGGCUGUCCUCAAGAUAAGGAUGAGUUGGGUCGGUCCACUUGGAAGUUUUUACACACAAUGUCCGUGAAUUAUCCGGAGAAACCGAGCAUUCAAGAACAAAAGGAUAUGGUUAACUUCUUAGGUCUGUUUGGAAAAUUCUACCCUUGUGCCCCUUGCGCUGAAGACUUCCGCAAGGAUUUGGAACAGAAUCCACCAAAAGUGGAAUCAGAUAUGGCUUUGUCUCGGUGGCUUUGUCAAGCUCAUAAUCGAGUCAACAUUAAGGUUGGAAAACCCGAAUUCGAUUGUUCCAAGGUGCUCGAGCGUUGGCGAGACGGAUGGAAAGAUGGGUCUUGCGAUUGAAAUUUGUAUUUAGAGUUUGAAUUUAGAAUGAAAAAUAGUAUAUCUAUGAGCCUUAUCCAGAGUAAAGACGAGUAUUUGAA